Leptidea sinapis is the source of this 2915-nucleotide messenger RNA. RefSeq names its product ATP-dependent DNA helicase PIF1 (gene Pif1). The transcript is spliced from 3 exons. Bases 127 to 2046 code for a protein of 639 amino acids. Gene Ontology annotation, biological process: DNA repair; telomere maintenance. NCBI's taxonomy places the organism in Eukaryota, Metazoa, Arthropoda, Insecta, Lepidoptera, Pieridae. Gene Ontology annotation, molecular function: DNA helicase activity. The record is from RefSeq and is a predicted model, not a curated record.
AUAUUUAUACUUUUUAUUUAGUUGUUAAUCAUUUGUAAUCGUCAAAAAUCAUGAAAUAAUAUAAACUAUGUCAAUUUUGAAUAUUAUUUAUUGGUAAGGAGCAGUAAGAAUAUAUUUAUCAUAAAUAUGGAUUCUGGAAGUGGAGAAACAUUUUUGUCAUGUACAGCCACUGUUGAGUGGAUGACUCCGCAAGGUUCCAUAAGUAGAAAAUUAUCACUUAAGACUGCUUCAUUACGAUUAAUACGCAAUGAAUUUAAAGAAAUGUAUAUGGAGAUUAGUAGCGACAAGCAACAGGCCACAAGGUUAGCCCUAAAAGGCAUAAAUGUAUUUAAAAAGUUCAUGGCAGAGGGUAAAGCUAGUAUUAAAUUUCAAGAAGUCGGUUGCACGGUGUUUAUAUCAAAUGCACCGCCGACAAAUCUAGUCUCCUUUUUACGCACAAUUUUCGUAAAGAUGACUGGUGAUAAAGAUAAGCAUCUUAACACUACACCAUCAAAACAAACAAUUAGGGCAAAGUUAUUAAGUGGAAAAGCACAAGCAUUUGAAGAAAUAAGUCCUGUGACAAUAGCAGAUUUAACUAAAGCAAAAUGCAAAGUUAGUAAGGCUACAGCUACAACACCGUCACCACCUACUAAAAAGCGAAAACUUGAAGAGGCUGUUAGAGGACCAGCACCGAAAAAGUUAUAUUCACCAUCACCCCUAACAACUACAAGUUCCCUAAAUCAAGAACAACAAAGAGUAUUAGAAGCUUGUUUAAGUGGCAAAAAUAUUUUUUUUACUGGAUCUGCUGGCACUGGAAAAAGUUUUUUGCUAAAAAGAAUAGUAGCAGCAUUGCCUCCUGAUGUGACUAUGCCAACUGCUUCGACUGGAGUUGCUUCAUGCCAUAUAGGUGGAACAACUCUACAUGCAUUUGCUGGUAUUGGAGAUGGUAGUGGCUCUAUAGAACACUUAUGUCAAAAAGCUUUGAAAUUGCCUUUAGUAGCACAGAAAUGGAGAAAAUGUAAACAUCUCAUUAUUGAUGAAAUUUCUAUGGUUGAUGGGGCAUAUUUUGAGAAACUAGAAGCAGUGGCAAGAUAUAUAAGACGAACUGAUAAACCCUUUGGAGGUAUACAAUUAAUACUGUGUGGAGAUUUUUUACAACUGCCUCCAGUGGUAGACAAAAAUAAAGGGGAAAAAAGGUUCUGCUUUCAAACAUCUUGUUGGGAAAAAUGUAUUGAUCUAUGUUAUGAACUAAAAGAAGUACACAGGCAAACAGACCAAGAAUUUAUAUCAAUUCUCAAUAGCAUAAGAAUAGGACGUGUUACAAAGGAAAUAAGUGAUAGGCUAGUAAAAACAGCAUCACAGAAAAUUGAGAGUGAUGGUAUUCUAGCUACAAGGUUGUGUUCACAUACAAAUGAUUCUAAAAUGAUAAAUGUUUCAAAGCUAAGUGAAUUGAAUAGUGAGCAGAAAAUAUAUUCAGCACAGGACAGUGACAAUGCAACAACUGUUCUAGACAUACAGACAAUAGCACCGGCUAAAUUAGUAUUGAAAAUAGGUGCUCAAGUUAUGUUGCUGAAAAACAUUAAUGUAAAUGCAGGCUUAGUCAAUGGAGCAAGAGGAGUUGUUGUAAAGUUCGAAGAAGGCUUUCCAGUUGUAAGGUUUAAAAACAAAAAAGAGUAUACAGCUAGAACAGAGCGCUGGUAUGUCAAAAACUCUAAUGGAUCACUUUUGUGUAGAAAACAAGUUCCAUUAAACUUAGCAUGGGCGUUUUCUAUCCAUAAAUCUCAGGGUCUAACAUUGGAUUGUGUUGAAAUGUCUCUUUCAAAGAUAUUUGAAGCAGGCCAAGCCUAUGUGGCACUAAGCAGAGCACAAAGUUUAGAUACACUUAGAGUCCUGGAUUUUGAUGCUCGUCAUGUUUGGGCGGAUUCUAAAGUUCUAGAGUUUUAUCAGAAGUUUAGACGAAGGAUACAACAGAUGGAAAUUGUUCCGCUCGGAAGACCAUUAGCUGAUAAAACUAAUAAGAAAGUGAAGCUUAGGGAAAUUUUAAAGAAGCACAUGAGCAUAAAAUAGUUUUUGAUAAAAUAAAACAUUUCACUGACUGAUACAACAGAUGGUUCUCAUUCCCAUCUGGGCUGAACAUUUGGAUUUCUUUGAAUUAAACAGUAUACAAAGAUAAAUCUAAACAAAUUGUACUUGCCAAACAUUAACGUUUGAUGGCAAGAUUGUGUUAGCAUUAGUUAAUUAACAGUUGCAAAUAGAAUUUCAUUAGUCAUUUGGACUUUGUCUUGUCCAAAUGUACCAACUAAAUUAAUGUAGAUUUUGAGAAAAUUAUGUAAACAAAAUUCUAAAUUAUUUUCCUGACACCGAAAUUGAAAUUUUGUUAAAAUUCUCUGUUAUGGUAAAUGAAUUCAACACUAUUUUGUGCAAAUAUUUUACUUAGUUCAAAGAACCAAAAUCAUCAGCUGGAUAUUAUCAGGAAUAUACCAAGUAGCUAAAUGAUAAUAAGGAUAUUGUAUUGGUGUAAGUUUAAUUAAAUACUUAUUAUGGCUGGUAUUGAGAUAUAUAAUAGAUCUUGAGUUUGAAAUUGUAUGCUGUAUACUAUGAUAAACUACAUCCAAUAAGGUUGUCUUGUAGUAAAUUUAUUAAUUUAUAAUAUAUAAAUGUAUAGACUAUAUAUGAAUACUGGAUGUAUGUUUGUAUAGAAAAUUUAAUUGUGUAAAUUGAAAAAAAAAAGGUCUCUACUUAUUUUUGCACUAUAAAUUUAAAUUAUGUUUCCUUUGUAUUAACUUAAAUACAUAUAUUUUCAAUAUUACAUUCAGCAAUAAUUUAUAGACCGAGUCUCAAUUUUAUACUGCCUAUUUAUUGUGUUCAAUCUACGCUAUUAUUGUAAUAAAAAGACUGAUAAGGAAUUUUAGUUAUAAGUGAAAACAAAAUCAUAG